CCCGACACAUCAUCACUAAGACCUUACUUACAACCCUACAUCUGUUCCUCAUCAUCAUCAUCCUCUCAAUUUGGAGUAAUUUCUCCCCAACAAAAUCACACAGAUCUUUGAACCAUUUUUGAGUGUCGGCCAUGGCCUGCCCUCGCUCCCGAUGAACUCAAUCAAACGCUAUCUCCUCAGUCAUCGCCAUUGUUAUUGAGUUCUUGAAUCGUUUUCAAAGUCAAUCAAGGGCUCAUCAUCUGUAACUGUAAGUAACCCAAUCAAAAAUCUCAGCUUUCCGGCCAUUCAUCGUCCCUCCGGUUGAAGUCUGAUGCUUCCCGGAACCCCUAAGGCCGCCAAUUUCCGGCAUCACGUCAGCAGAUGGAUUCUCCCCUCCGUCAUCGUCCUCCAGAUUCUCGUCUUCUACUCCGCCCGCACUCUGCCCUUCUCCGCCACCGCGUCCUACUACCUCCACCCGCUCGCCGCCGCGAAGCCCGCAACUAUCCCCGCCGUCGACCCCCGGUGUCCUCUCGGUAAAGUGUACAUCUACGACCUUCCUAGGGUUUUCAACAGGGAUCUGAUGGAAAACUGCGACGAUUUGGACCCGUGGCACUCCCGCUGCCAAGCGCUCUCCGACCACGGGUACGGGCCGAGGGCCGCCGGGAUUUCGGAGAUAUUGCCGGAGAAUCUCGCCGCGUCGUGGUUCUGGACGGACCAAUUCGCCCUCGAGCUCAUCUACCACCACCGGAUGGCGAAUUACAAGUGCCGGACGGCGGAUCCGGAAUCUGCUGCGGCGUUCUACAUCCCGUUCUACGCUGGACUCGCGCUGGGCAAGUACCUGUGGCCCGUCCGAUUCAAUUACACCAACGACGACCGCGACCGCCACUGCCGAUUGCUGUUCGACUGGCUCGGGGAUCGGCCCCAGUGGAAGAGAUCGCAGGGGCGGGAUCACUUCAUUGCCAUGGGCCGCAUCACAUGGGAUUGGCGCAGGAGGGAAGGAAUGGACUGGGGCUCCAAUUGCAUCUUCACGCCCGGAAUGCGUAACGUCACGCGCCUCCUCAUCGAGGGCCACCCGUGGGACUACUACGACGUCGCCGUCCCCUACCCCACCGGAUUCCACCCCAGCACGGCGGAGGACAUCGCCCGGUGGCAGGAUUUCGUGCGCGCCCGCCGGAGGAGCACCCUGUUCUGCUUCGCCGGAGGCCCGCGCCGGAAAAUCAAGAACGACUUCCGGGCCCUUCUUCUCUCCCAGUGCCUGAGUUCUGGCUCCUGCAAGUCCGUCGACUGCGGUCGGGACAAGUGCACAAACGGCACGCCGGAGAUUCUAGAAGCCUUUCUGGACUCCGACUUCUGCCUGCAGCCGCGCGGCGACAGCCUGACGAGGCGGUCAACGUUUGACUGCAUGGUGGCGGGUUCGAUCCCGGUUUUCUUCUGGAGGAGAUCCGCGUACUAUCAGUACAAGCUGUUCUUGCCGGAGGAACCAGAGAGUUACUCUGUUUUCAUACACAGGGACGAGGUUAAAAACGGGACAUCAAUCAAAUCCGUGCUGGAAACAAUAAGCAAAGAAAGGGUGAGAAUGAUGAGAAACAAAGUGAUUGAUUAUAUACCCAAUCUGAUAUACGCAAAAGCGGAGAGGGGCAUUGAUGGAAUUAGGGACGCGUUUGAUAUUGCCGUGGAAGGAGUCUUGAGAAGAAGCAAUGAGCGCUAGAAAUGGCCGGAAAUAUAUAUAUAUAUAUAUACACUUAUGUUUGUAUUGCCGGCGGCGGUGAUUUGUUUGUUUAUUGUUUGCUUAGUAGUGGUAGACUGGUAGUGCAAAGAGAAGAAAAAGACUGCAAAUUCACAUGUAAUAGAAUUGUUUUGUAUUCUUUCUUUCCAUUUUGCUCAAUAAAGAUGAAUGAAUUCU
This is a messenger RNA of Cuscuta campestris, 1882 nucleotides long. NCBI's taxonomy places the organism in Eukaryota, Viridiplantae, Streptophyta, Magnoliopsida, Solanales, Convolvulaceae. The record is from the annotation of a GenBank genome assembly.